Molecule: messenger RNA, 6068 nt
Organism: Mus pahari (shrew mouse)
Lineage: Eukaryota; Metazoa; Chordata; Mammalia; Rodentia; Muridae
Gene: Plcb1
Product: phospholipase C beta 1
Exons: 32
Coding region: 2749-5967 (1072 amino acids)
Biological process (GO): phosphatidylinositol-mediated signaling; memory; lipid catabolic process
Cellular component (GO): cytoplasm; nuclear speck
Molecular function (GO): phosphatidylinositol-4,5-bisphosphate phospholipase C activity; calmodulin binding; calcium ion binding
Source: RefSeq, a predicted model, not a curated record
AUUUGUUAAUGUUCUAUUAGGUCACAAGGCUGUGACUUGAGACCAGCUGGCUUGUUGCUAGGGUAUCCCGAAUUGGUAAUGAACAAGCACCCCGCUUGUCCCCUUUUCUCAUCCACUGAUACAUUAGAACACAGAAACACAGACCUAUAGAUUCUGUAUACACUUCUAGAGUCAGAGUUCUUCAGAUCAGAUGGCAGGUGAGUCCAUUCCCCUGUGAUUUUGAAGCAGCAGACCCCUCCCCCCCCUUUUUUACUAGUUGUACAUACCCCCAUGCUUUUUCCGGGAAGCCUUGUUAAUCAUUAAUCAGGUCAGUGUAUGAACCACAUGAAAUUCUCAGAUAAGUACUUUCUUGAUAAUCUCUUUUUACACUCACUGUUAAAAGUAUACAGCUUCAUGUUAUUUUUGCUUGAUUAGGUGAGACUGUUCCGUUCUACACUCGAGAAAAAUCCUAACUAUUCCCCAAUGCCAAUACUCCCGUUUUGAAAUUUGUAAUUCUUUCCCCUUGCUAUCAGAGAAAGUGAUGCUUUGUGGUUAGUGAGCUUGAUGCCCACACUUGUAAUCUUGUAUUUGUGAUGGCAGAAUGAGGUGGGGAUUCAGUUAUUUUGAAUCUUCCGGUUGGUUGGCUACUGAGUUUAGAGGUGGAGGCAUCUACAGGCAACCUGUAGGUGCUUAAUGGCCCUGAUUGCAUUUUACUCACAGCACCCAGAUUAUUUAUCAGCUUAAAGCUGGCUAUUUAAGGGUGAGCAUUAACUCUUUAGCAGCACUGGGAGCCCUUUAAUAAGUAACUAGAGACCUGGAGGUGAUCUCUAUUUUUCUAAAUGCACUGGCUUUUAUUACAGGUGCAGUUCACUGGAGGUCACUCGGUGGUUUCAAAUAUUUAAUGUCCUUUCCUAAGAGAGUGGCCCCAGGCCAGUGAGGAAGCUGGAUAGAUGUUAUUUGUCAGUGCCCUGUGCCUAGCACACUAAGUCAGGUCGUAGUAGUUGUGUUCUGGCAAGGAAAGCAAAUUGACAGAUGUGACUGGAGAUAAUAGAAGGGCCUUGGAUGAAACACGUUUCUGAGGUAAGAGCAUAUGCAUCAGGGCUUCAGGGCUGAAUAUAUUUGUGGCUUUUGGGGAGUAAUGUUUUAUUUUGAUGUAAUUUCAAACUUCAAAGAAAAAUUAAUAAGACCAAAGCAAGGAACUGUACACUGCUAAAUGGGGGAGUCAAAAUGACUAAAGACAACAUUAAGGGCCCAUGACCAGUGACAUCACCUCCUGGGAAGAUUGAGGUCUGUCAUCCAGGCUUCCUAAGCGUUUUGACAUAAAGGCUUCCACGAGGAAGAAUGCAGCAUUGCCUGAAUUCUCAGGUCAGAGACAGAGAUUAGCUGUGCAUCCCUUCUAAUCUGCCUGCGGAGAUAGUAGUGCACUUCCGUCAGCUACAAGGAACAAGCGGCACCUGAAUGACAGCAGUGUGUAGGUACCUGAGGAUUCAGCAGGUAGGGAUAGUACCUUGGGGACAGGUAGAAAAGUCUCAGAUGUAGAAUAGGCAGAGAGAAUGUUCAGAGAAGCUAUAGAGGAGAAAGGGCAUAUGUUUAGGGCAGAAGGCAGCUCAACAAUAUAAUGGGAGGCAGAUGGUGAAGGUAUGUGUAAAAGACUGUGAGCUUGUUGCAAGAUCUUAUGAAAAUGGGGCUUGUUUACAGGAAGUGGUCUAAUAUCCAUAUAGAACCGGCUGACCUUAAUGGAAAAAUACUUUCUACUGACUAUCCAGUACAUUUCCAGCAUUGCUAAGACAUUUGCUGUGCAUGUUCAAGUCCAGCCAAGGAUUUCUGCCUUUGUAUGUAAUACUUAGAAUAUUUUAAUAUAAUUAGUGGCUAAAAGACAACAUUCAAAGUACAGAUAACUGGUAUUCGGAUCCUUAUAUGUUAGACGAGGCUGUGGGAAACAGAUAUGUUCACGUGCUGCUGAUGGGAGUUUAAAUCAUUAUCACAUAUACGAAUGGAACACCGGUGAUGCCUGUCAAAAGUAUAAGUAUGCCCUUUGAGCUCAAAGUGCAGCUUCUGCAGGUUGCUGCUACAGCAAACUUACCGACGUGCACUUAGGUUAAAUAGAAGACUGGGACCCAAACAAAAUAUUUGACAGGGGCGGGAAUUAGCUAAGCCCCGAUGGCCAUAGCCGGGGAGUACUAUGCAGCUAUAAAAGGAAAUUCAGAGGAAGUAGCAGUGGAGAGGAAUGAUGUCUCUGGGUACUGAUUUGGAAAUAGCUCCUGGGGGAGGGGGAAGAGGUAAGAAUAAUCUUCUUUUGCACAUUUUUGCCUUAAAGAAGCUAGGAGAUAUAAAAAAAAUGAAUAAAAGUGUUUUGUGGUGGGUGGAAACUGGCAGAUGGAGAUGGGUGGGUGUGAAAAAUCUUCACUGGCUAAAUGAACCUUCUUUAUACUUUUUAAAGUGUGUUCAUGUACAAGUUGAUGAAAAAUGGAGAAAAGACGACUGUUAUGUUCUCAUAGGAACCUCAAGGACAGCUAUUUUUCCACCCCCAAAUAUCUUAUCCCUGUUUCUUUUUCAUUUAAACGGGAACAUUUUUCUUUAGACAUGAAAAUGACAUCCUCCAGCUUCCCUUGCCGCCUUGUGCAGCUCCUGGGCCAGUGACACGAGACGGAGCUGUUAGAUCUCAGCCUUGUCAAAGAUGCCAGGUGUGGGAAGCACGCCAAAGCUCCCAAGGACCCCAAGUUGCGUGAACUUCUGGAUGUUGGGAACAUCGGACACUUGGAACAGCGCAUGAUAACUGUGGUGUAUGGACCAGACCUGGUGAACAUUUCCCACUUGAAUCUUGUGGCUUUUCAAGAGGAAGUGGCCAAGGAAUGGACAAAUGAGGUUUUCAGCUUGGCAACAAACCUGCUGGCUCAGAACAUGUCCAGGGACGCAUUUCUGGAGAAAGCAUAUACUAAGCUCAAGCUUCAGGUCACCCCAGAGGGCCGCAUUCCUCUCAAAAACAUCUAUCGAUUGUUCUCAGCAGACCGGAAGCGAGUUGAGACUGCGCUAGAGGCUUGUAGUCUUCCAUCUUCAAGGAAUGAUUCCAUUCCCCAGGAGGACUUCACUCCAGAUGUAUACAGAGUUUUCCUGAACAAUCUCUGCCCCCGACCUGAAAUUGAUAACAUCUUUUCCGAAUUUGGUGCCAAAAGCAAGCCGUACCUUACUGUUGAUCAGAUGAUGGAUUUUAUCAACCUUAAGCAGAGAGAUCCUCGGCUAAAUGAAAUACUUUACCCACCUCUGAAGCAGGAGCAGGUCCAAGUGUUGAUUGAGAAAUAUGAGCCCAACAGCAGCCUCGCCAAGAAAGGGCAGAUGUCAGUGGAUGGAUUCAUGCGCUACCUGAGCGGAGAAGAAAAUGGAGUCGUUUCACCUGAGAAACUGGAUUUGAACGAAGACAUGUCUCAGCCCCUGUCACACUAUUUCAUCAAUUCCUCGCACAACACCUACCUCACAGCUGGCCAGUUGGCUGGGAACUCGUCUGUAGAGAUGUAUCGCCAGGUGCUUCUGUCUGGAUGUCGCUGUGUGGAGCUGGACUGCUGGAAGGGAAGGACCGCUGAGGAAGAGCCCGUCAUCACCCACGGAUUCACCAUGACAACAGAAAUAUCCUUCAAGGAAGUCAUAGAAGCCAUCGCAGAGUGUGCGUUCAAGACGUCUCCUUUCCCCAUCCUCCUUUCUUUUGAGAACCACGUGGAUUCCCCAAAGCAACAAGCCAAGAUGGCCGAGUAUUGCCGAUUAAUCUUUGGUGAUGCCCUCCUUAUGGAACCACUGGAAAAAUACCCACUGGAAUCUGGGGUACCUCUUCCAAGCCCUAUGGAUUUAAUGUAUAAAAUCUUGGUGAAAAACAAGAAGAAGUCACACAAGUCGUCAGAGGGAAGUGGUAAAAAGCGGCUUUCUGAGCAAGCUUCCAACACCUACAGCGACUCCUCCAGCGUGUUCGAGCCUUCGUCUCCAGGAGCUGGGGAAGCAGAUACGGAGAGUGAUGACGAUGACGACGAUGAUGACUGUAAAAAGUCUUCCAUGGAUGAGGGGACUGCUGGCAGCGAAGCCAUGGCCACGGAAGAGAUGUCUAACCUGGUGAACUACAUUCAGCCUGUCAAGUUUGAGUCCUUUGAAAUUUCAAAAAAAAGAAAUAAAAGCUUUGAAAUGUCUUCCUUCGUGGAAACCAAAGGACUUGAACAACUUACAAAGUCUCCGGUGGAAUUUGUAGAAUACAACAAGAUGCAACUUAGCAGGAUAUAUCCCAAGGGAACACGCGUGGAUUCAUCCAACUACAUGCCUCAACUCUUCUGGAAUGCUGGCUGUCAGAUGGUGGCGCUCAACUUCCAGACAGUGGAUCUAGCUAUGCAGAUAAACAUGGGCAUGUAUGAAUACAACGGGAAGAGUGGCUACAGGCUGAAGCCAGAAUUCAUGAGGAGGCCGGACAAGCAUUUUGAUCCAUUUACUGAAGGAAUCGUAGAUGGGAUAGUGGCCAAUACUUUAUCUGUUAAGAUUAUUUCAGGUCAGUUUCUCUCUGAUAAGAAAGUUGGGACUUACGUGGAAGUGGAUAUGUUUGGCUUGCCUGUGGACACAAGGAGGAAGGCAUUUAAAACCAAGACAUCCCAAGGAAAUGCUGUAAACCCUGUCUGGGAAGAAGAACCUAUUGUAUUCAAAAAGGUAGUUCUACCUUCUCUGGCCUGUUUGAGGAUAGCAGCAUAUGAAGAGGGAGGCAAAUUUAUUGGCCACCGGAUAUUGCCUGUGCAGGCUAUACGGCCAGGCUAUCACUACAUCUGCCUGCGGAAUGAGAGGAACCAGCCCCUGAUGCUGCCAGCUGUCUUUGUCUACAUUGAAGUCAAAGACUAUGUGCCAGACACAUACGCAGAUGUGAUCGAAGCUCUAUCAAACCCAAUCCGAUAUGUCAAUCUCAUGGAACAGAGAGCUAAGCAGCUGGCUGCGUUGACACUGGAGGAUGAAGAGGAAGUAAAGAAGGAGGCUGACCCUGGAGAAACAUCAUCUGAGGCUCCAAGCGAAACCAGGACAACACCAGCAGAGAAUGGGGUGAAUCACACCGCCUCCCUUGCCCCCAAGCCUCCUUCCCAGGCUCCACACAGCCAGCCUGCUCCAGGGUCUGUGAAGGCACCUGCCAAAACAGAAGAUCUGAUCCAGAGCGUGUUAACAGAAGUAGAGGCGCAAACCAUCGAAGAGCUCAAGCAACAGAAAUCGUUCGUGAAACUUCAAAAGAAACACUACAAAGAAAUGAAAGACCUGGUGAAGAGACACCACAAGAAAACCACGGAGCUCAUCAAGGAGCACACGACCAAGUACAAUGAGAUUCAGAAUGACUACCUGAGAAGGAGGGCAGCCUUGGAGAAGUCCGCCAAAAAGGACAGCAAGAAGAAAUCUGAACCCAGCAGCCCUGACCACGGCUCAUCAGCCAUUGAGCAAGACCUCGCUGCCCUGGAUGCAGAAAUGACUCAGAAGUUGAUAGACUUGAAAGACAAGCAACAACAGCAGCUGCUUAAUCUUCGGCAAGAGCAGUAUUACAGCGAGAAGUACCAGAAGCGAGAACACAUUAAACUGCUUAUUCAGAAGUUGACAGAUGUUGCGGAAGAGUGUCAGAGCAAUCAGUUAAAGAAGCUGAAAGAAAUCUGUGAGAAAGAGAAGAAGGAAUUAAAGAAGAAAAUGGACAAGAAAAGGCAGGAGAAGAUAACAGAAGCCAAGUCCAAGGACAAGAGCCAGAUGGAAGAGGAGAAGACAGAGAUGAUCCGAUCAUACAUCCAGGAGGUGGUGCAGUACAUCAAGAGGUUAGAGGAAGCACAAAGUAAAAGACAAGAAAAACUUGUGGAGAAACACAAUGAGAUCCGCCAGCAGAUCCUAGAUGAGAAGCCCAAGGGGGAAGGCCCCUCCUCAGUCUUGUCGGAAGGUUGCCAUGAGGAUCCCUCUGUUCCCCCCAACUUUACUCCCCCCAACCCUCAAGCUCUCAAGUGGUGAGCACCGUCCUUCUAGCCAGCUGCAGAUGGAGCUGGAACAAGAAUACCAAGACAAGUUCAAAAGACUGCCCCUGGAGGUUCUGGAGUUUGUUCAGGAAGCCA